Messenger RNA from Penicillium antarcticum, 1065 nucleotides. RefSeq lists its product as uncharacterized. The record is from RefSeq and is a predicted model, not a curated record. The transcript is spliced from 2 exons. The coding region runs from base 1 to 1065 and encodes 354 amino acids. Gene Ontology annotation, molecular function: chitin binding. Lineage: Eukaryota; Fungi; Ascomycota; Eurotiomycetes; Eurotiales; Aspergillaceae.
AUGGGUAACACUUACCUCAACCUUUUUGUGCUAUGUGGGCUGUUUUUCAGCUACGCCAGCAAGGUAUUAGGCGCUACUUCGCCUGUUCCAACGCAAGGCAGUGACGGGAUUUGCUACACAUAUACCGUUCAAGGUGCCGAUACUUGUUCUUCCAUUGCCCAACAAAACAGCCUCACUGUGGCCGACAUCGAAGCCUUCAACAAGGACACAUGGGCCUGGCUGGGAUGCGACAAGCCACUUUACCAAGGUGCAUUUAUCUGUCUUAGCGCUGGCGCUGCUCCGAUGCCAGUCGCACUUCCGCAAGCUACUUGUGGUCCCCAGGUACCUGGAACAGCACGUCCGAAGAACUUUGAUCUAGUUGGCACUCUUAACCCUUGCCCGAACAGGGAAUGUUGUUCUCUAUGGGGAUUAUGUGGUACUACUCCGGAAUUCUGUAGUCCCUCGGACUAUUCAUCCCAUACCACAUCGGCGCCGACUCAGACAGCUGAUCAGAAAGCUGCUCAGCCAGUUGAAACAACACAAGCCGCCAAAAGUGAACCUACGAGCACCACUAAAACGACCAGUACCACAAAGAAACCCACUACUUCGACAACAACCAGCAAAAAAUCACCAGCAACAACUAAAAAAGCAGACAAAACGACAAAGUCCGCGGUCGCUACUGAGACUGACAUGGUGCCAUGGCAACUGACACUCUACGAAAAGAAGAACUGUCAGGGAAAUUACUACCUCCUGGGAGGAUACAACAAAGGAUAUGAUCAAAUGAACCUAGCAAGAUGUCUGAAUCUCAACAGUCAUCUCAAUAGCGACUCCAUGGGCAUCGAGACCUUUUGCAAGUUCUACACCGAAGAAGGUUUGCAUUCUACUAGUUGCGACGCUGGGACUUUCACCAAGAUUGCGUCGUGGUACCUUAAGAAUGGGUUUUGCUACACAUGGAAUCUGGAGGACUGCAGUUACAAGGAUCAUAAGGAUUCGUUCAUUGGUGAUGGUAGUAAUGCGUUCGGUUGUGAGAAUCAUGGACCCAGACAUUCUCCGAAUUAUGCCUCUUUGAAUUGCUACAUUCUGUGA